UUUCGUCUUAUCAUGCGAAUUAAGAUUAUUAGAAAGCUAUCAAUACUUAUUAUUACAGGUUGAUAAGGGAAACCGGAGAAGUACAAAAUGGAUGUCGUAAACAAUAUUCUCGGAGGAUUGCAAUCAAAAACGACCGCAUCGGUGCUUUCGGCGCUCGUGAGCGUGUCGUUAUAUAUCGUGUACUUGUUUGUUAAUUACUCCGCGAAGAAUGUUCCCUCUAAAUUAUUAAUGCCGUCUUACGAUUUCAUAGUUGUAGGUGCCGGUUCUGCGGGAGCUGUCUUGGCGAGUCGUUUGUCCGAGAUAGAAGACUGGAACGUACUCCUCUUGGAAGCAGGUGGCGAUGGAAGCAUAAUAUAUGAUGUUCCUAUUACUGCCGCCAAUCUGCAGCUCUCCGAGAUCGACUGGAAAUACACAACGGAACCCGGUACAAAUUAUUGUAGAGCGAUGGAGGAGGGUCGUUGCCUGUGGCCACGUGGCAAAGCGAUCGGAGGCAGUAGCGUGAUAAAUUACAUGCUCUAUAUUCGUGGUAACAAAAAAGAUUACGACAUCUGGGAACAACUAGGCAAUCCAGGAUGGUCCUACAAGGACGUCUUAACCUAUUUCAAAAAAUCGGAAGACAAUCGGAAUCAGAACUACACCAAUACUCCGUAUCAUUCGACGGGAGGUUAUCUAACUGUCGACGAAUCACAAUGGCACACACCAUUGGCCGUUGCGUUCCUUCAAGCAGGACGCGAAAUGGGUUACGAGAAUAGAGACAUUAAUGGAGAACGGCAAACUGGCUUUAUGACUCCUCAGGGAACCAUUAGACAAGGAAGCCGGUGCUCCACGGGGAAGGCCUUCCUGCGGCCGGCUAGCGCGCGUACGAAUUUACACGUAGCUAUGCAAGCACAUGUUACGAAAAUUUUAAUCAAUCCGUUGUCAAAGAGAGCUUACGGUGUAGAGUUCUUUAGAGACGGAAGGAUGCUGCGCAUUCGUGCCAACAAGGAGGUGAUAGUUUCCGCAGGAACUAUCAACAGUCCUCAGUUACUGAUGUUGUCCGGAAUAGGACCUGGAGAACACUUAGCGGAACACGGCAUACCAGUGGUACAGAAUUUAAGUGUAGGUCAUAAUCUUCAAGACCAUGUGAUUGUGGGUGGCAUUACGUUCUCGAUUAAUAAAGAAGUAUCGUUGGUAGAGAGCAGCUUGUAUGAUAUUCGACAUGUGCUGGAAUACGCCAUAUUUGGAGCCGGUCCUUUUACCGCCUUAGGAGGUGUCGAAGGACUAGCUUUUAUCAAUACUAAAUACGCGAAUGCCUCCGACGAUUUCCCAGAUGUGCAACUGCAUUUUGCGCCAUGGAGUCUGAGCACUAAGGGCACUUUUAGAAAGAUUUACGGUCUGAAAAGAGAAUACUACGAUGCUGUAUUUGGUGAGGUUCUUAAUAAGGACUCAUGGACUGUGUUUCCUACACUUUUAAGACCAAAAAGCAAAGGUAUCAUAAAGCUUCGAAGCAGCAAUCCCUUCGAUCAUCCGUUGAUUUAUCCCAACUACUUCGAAAACCCAGAAGAUGUGGCGACAAUGGUAGAAGGAAUUAAGUUUGCAAUCGAUAUGGGUAGAACUGCAUCAUUCAGACGUUAUGGAAGCAAAUUAUUACGAAAACCAUUUCCUAACUGCGUGAAUAUUCCUAUGUAUACCGAUCCAUACUGGGAGUGCAUCAUCAGAUUCCUUACCACGACUCUAUUUCAUCAGGUGGGUACUUGCAAGAUGGGGCCUAAUUCGGAUCCAACAGCUGUAGUAGACCCUCGGCUUCGAGUUCACGGAGUCACCGGACUUCGAGUCAUAGACGGCUCGAUUAUGCCAAACAUAGUCAGUGGUAAUCCCAAUGCCCCGAUUAUCAUGAUCGCAGAGAAGGGUUCCGAUAUGAUAAAAGAGGAAUGGCUUAAGAAACGGAGCUCACAGUGAAUAAUUUUUUUUAAAUAUUUUAAAUAAGUGAGCAGUUUUCACAAAUUAGUUUACAGCGACUGCUAUUGUUUAUCACAUAAUAGAAAUGUAUAAUUAUGAACUCGGAAUAUAUUUUCAUGAUAUAUUGCAAAUAGCGGAAUUCGAGUCAAAAUGUAAUCAUGCUUAAUCGAAUGAAUACCAGGUAAAUUAUGUUUUAACAAAUACAAAUUAGUCCGGUAGAAUUCUGUUUAUCCGAACAUAUCGAGGAACAAAUAGUUAGUAAUGUAGCGGUUUAGCAAUUUUUGCUGCUACAUUCCUUUGAUGUUGAUAUAUUGCAUUGCAAUUGAAACGUAUGGUGUGAGAAAAGCAUAGCGUCGAUGAAGAAAAAUUGUUACAGACGUUAAGUACUAUAUUUUGUAAUUUCUUUCCUUCUUCCUUUGGAUAUGGUUUGUACAUACAUAUUUGAUAGAAUGCAGUCAAUUUUCUGCAUAACGCAACAAUGUGAAUUUACAAUAUCUGUAUGUAUGUUUAUUACAUUGGUACAGACAAAGCAAAUCGAAUCACUCUGUCU
This is a messenger RNA of Bombus terrestris (buff-tailed bumblebee), 2488 nucleotides long. Its product is annotated as glucose dehydrogenase [FAD, quinone]-like. The record is from RefSeq and is a predicted model, not a curated record. Bases 88 to 1938 code for a protein of 616 amino acids. NCBI's taxonomy places the organism in Eukaryota, Metazoa, Arthropoda, Insecta, Hymenoptera, Apidae. Gene Ontology annotation, molecular function: oxidoreductase activity, acting on CH-OH group of donors; flavin adenine dinucleotide binding. The transcript is spliced from 3 exons.